AUGAACAAGCAAAUUUUAAGAAGGGAUCAACGUAAAACCUCCAACCAACUCAGAGAUAUGCAAGUCGAGUUGGGAGUGUUGGGAAAAGCUGAUGGAAGUGUUAAAUUUUCUCAGGGAAAUACCACAGUAAUUUGUUCAGUUUGUGGACCGGAAUCAUCAAUGAAGGAAAAAGGAGAUCAAGCUAUUAUUGAUGUCAUGUUUCAACCAAGAGAUAAGAAGGCUUCGGAAGAGGAAAAAGAAUAUGAAUUAAUUAUUAGACAAACAUUGGAAAAUGUGAUUUUAACAAAUAUAUAUCCAAGAACUGUUAUAACAAUUUCGAUUCAAGUGGUUCAAUAUGAUGGAUGUUUAUUGAGUGCGAGUUUAAAUGCUGCAUCAUUGGCUCUUCUUGAUGCUGGAGUUGCUAUGAAAACAACACUUGUUUCAUCAUCUUGUUCAUAUUUAAAUAGUGGUGAUUGUUUGUUGGAUCCAACGAGAAUUGAACAAGAUUUUUCAUCAAUUUUACACAAUGACGAUUCAUCAUCAUACAUUCAAUAUUACAAGACAUCAUCAAAAGGACCAAAAGUUAUUGUACCAAAAGGAUUUGCCUUCUUUGUUUUUGAUUCUGCUCCUCUCCGAAAUCCAUCUAAAACAGAUUCUGAUGACGAUUCCUUUCUUGUCACCAGUAUUACUGAAGGUUUAUUAACAGAUGAAGCUUUAAGAGAAUGUAUUUCAUUAGCAAAAGAAGGAGCCUUGUCAGUUUAUUCUCUCAUUCGUUUAACUCUUGAAAGAAAGUCAACUACUCCUGUUUUACCUACAAAUAAGGUUGUAGCUUCAAAUAAUUUCAUAAAACCUAAGGAUAAUUAA
Naegleria gruberi is the source of this 843-nucleotide messenger RNA. RefSeq lists its product as uncharacterized. Gene Ontology annotation, cellular component: nucleolus; cytoplasmic exosome (RNase complex); nuclear exosome (RNase complex). The transcript has a single exon. Gene Ontology annotation, biological process: rRNA catabolic process; poly(A)-dependent snoRNA 3'-end processing; U4 snRNA 3'-end processing. The coding region runs from base 1 to 843 and encodes 280 amino acids. The record is from RefSeq and is a predicted model, not a curated record. NCBI's taxonomy places the organism in Eukaryota, Heterolobosea, Eutetramitea, Acrasida, Naegleriidae.